CUCAUGAUUACCCGGCUUCUUCCCUACAGUGACCAAGAUUGAUGCGACCUAGAUUUUUCUACUCUGUUGUACUCUUACACUGAUUACAAGAUGCAUCGUCUCAAGUUAUUGUUAAUUUUCUGUCUACCGAAUCUCGUCUCCGCCGGAUGGAAGCUGAAGAGCCCAUUUCGCCAAAAGAAUUACGGAUGCCGCUCAGCAACUGGCAGCUCAUCACACUCUACCAUCAUAGCAGGAGCAAAUAAUAUCGGAAUUGUCGCUGGGGACAUGGGCAAUGGCAAUGCCUUGAAAUGCUCAACAGCCCAAGCCCACAGAAUUAACAAUACUAUUAAGAACAUGCACGAGUAUGCUGGAGCUGCAUACUCUUUUCUUAGUCAACCCGGAGCCGAGAGAUCUGCUGCAUUCGUUGCGUGGUUCGGAGCGGGGAACGCGGACGUUCACGGCCUGACAAAAAUACGCAGUAUAUUCAGGAAUAUCUACGGCUUAGGGUCAACAAGCAAUCACUAUAUUCGAGAUAUGGAAAACUUAGGCCAGACUGUUGGUAUUGCCUGUCAGACUCUACACCAUCCCGGCCCUUGCCACAAGCAAGGUAUUCUAGCUUAUGCUACGCCCACAACGGGACAGGUAUUCGUAUGCCCAGUCUCCUUUAUUCGAGACCAAUAUUAUCUGUCAGAUGAAUCGGAUCGGGCUACACGCUCGCUGUGGGCACGAUCUCGAGCCUUUCUACCAACCGGCGCGCUUACCUUGCUUCACGAAAUGACGCAUUUACAAGUAAUGUCUGGACCGUGUAACAUUAUAGACCAUGCUUAUUUAGUACAACAAUGUAUUACCUUGGAUGACGAGAAAACUGUUAGUAACGCUCAGAACUAUAUGUUCUUUGCACUAGAAGUAAUCAGUAAUCCUGCAAAUGCACGCAAACAAGUCGACUGGAAUGCGGGUAAUAGAUGGCAAGAUGCUGUAGGAAAGCUACGUGCAGAUGUUCGUGGCCAGCCUGAGACAGAGGGCAAGCUUCUGGUUGCCGUAGGUGGGAGUAAUGGCCCGCAUCAGAGUCAUGACCCGUAUCAGAGUCAUGACCAGUAUGGAAGUAUCAACCCGUAUCCGUAUGGGAGUAAUAGCCCGUCUGGGGCUCAUGAUUUCAUAGAGUGGUUAUUUGGGGCGUAAUAUAGAAAAACGGCUUAACUAUCCAUGUGUAAGAUAGACUAGUUACACAGAUAGGAAUAUGUAUGUAUAGGUAGUUCAAACGAAAGGCU
Colletotrichum navitas is the source of this 1247-nucleotide messenger RNA. RefSeq lists its product as uncharacterized. The coding region runs from base 91 to 1158 and encodes 355 amino acids. Gene Ontology annotation, molecular function: metalloendopeptidase activity. The transcript is spliced from 3 exons. NCBI's taxonomy places the organism in Eukaryota, Fungi, Ascomycota, Sordariomycetes, Glomerellales, Glomerellaceae. The record is from RefSeq and is a predicted model, not a curated record.